UGGAGCAAAUUCUGGCCUGUACGUUCACUUUAAAAGAUUGACCGGAAUAAGUUGUGGCCCGGUUUCCGCCAAUGAUGAGUAAUAAUCAAUGACUUUAUCCAGAGCAAACAUAAUCUGCCAGGACUGACUGCACUCCACAGGGACAGUUUAUUUUUAUUUCAAAUUUCAGAAAGAUAAGUUGACUAUCUAUGCUUGCAACAAAUCGACAGUACCUGCAAACAAGCUAAAGAGUCUGUGUGUUUGAAAACUAUUCACCAAUUGAAGCAGGGGGCACAUGUGUCUGCCUGCGACAGGAGGAACAAGGAGGGAAGAAAAAAAAUCUAAAAAGUAAGUUUUUACAUUUUUGGAAAGCCAUGUUGUGGCACGGCAGGAUGUUUCAUGUUAUUUUGCUGAGUUAUCAUUUAUUAUCUCAACAAAACAUUGUAUGGAUGUUGGACACUGUCUUUUACCCCUCCCCCGACUUGUUAUUCUCAUGGAAUACUGCAUGUAAUGUGUGUGUUCAUGUAUUUUUUUAGGUGGGCCAUGGCAGCUGAUCUAGAUUUGGUGAACCUGCUAAUCAUUGCAGGGGGAACGCUGGCUAUUCCCAUCCUGGCCUUUGUUGCUUCUGUACUCCUCUGGCCCUCAGCACUCAUUAAAGUCUAUUACUGGUACUGGAGAAGGACUCUGGGCCUUCAAGUGCGCUACGCAGACUGUGGUGGCUAUCGUUUCUGUUACUCCUACAGAGGAAAGCCUGGAACAAGACCCUCCAUUUUAAUGCUGCAUGGCUUCUCUACUCACAAAGACAUGUGGCUGACUGUUGUCAAGUAUCUACCAAAACAUCUGCACAUCGUGUGUGUGGACAUGCCUGGCCAUGAGGGAACAACACGCACCAGCACAGAGGAUUAUUCCAUUAAGGGGCAGGUCAGAAGGAUUCAUCAGUUUGUGGAAACCAUUCGCUUAAGUAGGAAACCUUUCCAUCUGGUUGGAACCUCCAUGGGGGGAAAUGUAGCCGGGGUUUAUGCAGCCUGCUACCCUUCAGAUAUCUGUAGCAUGACUCUCAUUUGUCCAGACGGUAUAAGACAUCCAUGUGAGACCAAAUUUGACAAUCAUCUGCAGGACCUGGAGCACAGCAAUUACACAUUAAACAUCCCGCUGAUCCCUACUACACCCGAAGAGAUGGAGGACAUGUUCAGACUUUGUUCUCAUGUUCGCUUUAAAAUCCCCCAGCAGAUUCUCCAAGGAUUGGUAGAUGUACGGCAGCCUCACAACACAUUUUACCAAGAAGUAUUUAUGGAGAUUAUUGGUGAGAAAUCAAGAUAUGCCUUACAGGAGCACUUACAUCUGAUCACUGCACCUUUACAAGUGAUAUGGGGCAAACAAGACCAGGUGGUGGAUGUCUCUGGAGCUACAGUCAUUGCAGAGGUGUUGCCUGGAUGCAGAGUGGACCUGCUGGAGAACUGUGGACACUCUGUGGUGAUGGAGAGGCCUUGUCGGACAGCCAAACUCAUCCUGGAGUUCAUCAUCUUACAGCAAGAUGCCACAAAGAAAUCUUCCUGAAUCAAAGACUUUCGAUCAUUUCUGCAAUGCUUCACAUGUUCCUUGUACGUGACAUGCAUAUGUAGACAGACGUCCAAGCUUCAGAAAAUCUACAUUAAGACAGUAAACAAGGUUUAUUGUGUCCCAGCAUUUAUUAGAUGACAUAACAAAUCACAUUUAGUUUUUAAUGUAAACUGGAUCCUGACAAUAAAAGUCCCAAACAUUUAAGGGCGUGUGGCUGUGUUCAGAUGUGUGAAUGUCGUCAUGCUGUGGUGCCUAUGGUUGCAGCAGGACCUCCUCCCCUAGCGGGUGUAGCCUAAU
Molecule: messenger RNA, 1836 nt
Organism: Micropterus salmoides (largemouth bass)
Lineage: Eukaryota; Metazoa; Chordata; Actinopteri; Centrarchiformes; Centrarchidae
Gene: abhd6b
Product: abhydrolase domain containing 6, acylglycerol lipase b
Exons: 8
Coding region: 490-1536 (348 amino acids)
Source: RefSeq, a predicted model, not a curated record